Molecule: messenger RNA, 1170 nt
Organism: Trichogramma pretiosum
Lineage: Eukaryota; Metazoa; Arthropoda; Insecta; Hymenoptera; Trichogrammatidae
Exons: 4
Coding region: 41-1096 (351 amino acids)
Source: RefSeq, a predicted model, not a curated record
UUAGAAAAAUACUUGAAAAUAGCCCGUGGUCACGUUCACGAUGUUUUUCCCGUUAAACCCUUUGAAAAAUUUAGUAUCGUUGAACCGAGCUUCGAAGUUGAAGUUAUUAAGUCAUAACCUAAAUUACACUGAAAAAAAUUUCAGUCAAACGAGUAGUGCGCUCGGUCCGUCCAGCAAUUGCCGCAAAGGAGGUAGUGCAGGCUGCAAAGAGAUAAGCGAUUCUUUCUCGAGCUCGACGCAUCGCGGCUCCUCUUCGAAGAGCAGCAACAACAGCAGCAGCAGCAGCAGCAGCAGCAGCAGCAGCAGUGAUGGAUCAAGCGAAUUCGACAAGGCUCCAACUUGCCCGUCGAACAGGAGCUGGAGGCCCCCGAAAUGCUGUCACUCGGCCGAUCCGUCGACUAAUACGCAGCCCUCGUGUUGUCAGCAACCCUACAGUUUAUCGAGCAGCAAUCAGAGUAAAGCCCCUUCUAACAUGCAGGAAGCCACGAAGUCAGUCAGCCACCCUAAACUCUUCAACACGGGUAGAGCGACUACUUGGACGCCCGGGGGAUAUUAUUCUAAAUCUUGUCGAUUGACUUGUUCCGAGACUUCGAGGUAUAAAAUACGUUACAUCCGCCAACAUUUGCGCCCUGAGUCUUUGAUUUUUUUCCCUCUCGAUAAUCAAUUUAGCAAACCUGGCUGCCCUCGAUGCGAUCCUUGCGCCAAUGUGAGUGGCGCCAACCCGCCAAAUAAUUCCAAAGACUUGCCACAUUUUCGAGCGUGCCAAAGUCCCCCGGAUCCUUCAGGCUCCGGUGGCGGCCCGGUGCAGUGUUUAUCGACGACGUGUCCCUCGUGUCCGACUCCUAUUAAUCCCAACAUGUUGACACAAAUGGGCUGCCAGAGUAUGAUGCAGCCGCCGUGUCCGUGCGACGCUUCUCCCGUCUGCUGCAGUGACGAACCCGAAAAGAAAUUUAAAUUUUGGCAGUCCAUGACAUUUUUCUUCAUGUUACCUUCGCUCCUCGUUGUCGGUAGCUUCGUACAAUAUAACAAAAACAAUGAAACCCACGAGAAAGCCGAUCUCACACCGUAUCCUUACAUGAAUAUUAAAACUAAGUAAAAAAUUGUUAUUGUGACAUACUAGAUGUUGCUAUAGUUGAUCCAACUAAAAAACUAUUAAAUCUCAUCAACGGC